Messenger RNA from Meloidogyne enterolobii, 675 nucleotides. Lineage: Eukaryota; Metazoa; Nematoda; Chromadorea; Rhabditida; Meloidogynidae. The record is from the annotation of a GenBank genome assembly.
UUUUUUAAUUUUUUUGCUUCUUUAGUUAAAAGAUGUCCAAAAAUCCUCCUUCUGUUGCCACCAACAACAAUCACGUUGAGGAUGACGAUGUUGACAAUGUCAAAAAAGUGCCCAAAGAAGAUGCUCAAGCUGAUAAACAGGCUGCUGCAGAUUUGGAAAAGGUCACCGACUUCCACGAAGAUAGAGAAGCUGUCAGUGAGAUUUCUAGAGAGUCUUUGGGAAAUUUGAAGAUGGCACAACCUGAGCAGAAAAAUUUUACUAUUAAGAGGGACGAUAUUCAACUUAUUAUGCAAGAAUUGGAAGUCCCCAGAAUUGUUGCCGAAGCAAAAUUGAUUCAAUAUGAGGGGGAUUUGAGAGCGGCAAUUUUGGAUUUGAUUGAUUGCAAUUCUUUGUUGAAAUAGGAAGAAGUAUAUAUUUUUUUGAUUUAAAGGUAUUAUUUUUAGUGUUAUUUUUGCAUUAGAUUAAGUCACAGUCAAAAAAUGCCUGGGCCUAGACUCUGGGUACAGGAAAACCCAGGUCUUUGUCCAGACCCAGGCCGAUCUCAAAAAAUGCCUGGGCCUAGACUCUGGGUCUCAAAAAAAGUCACACUACACAUAGAGGCGUAUAAUUUUAUUUUAUUUGAGGGGGAAGGGUAUUUUAGAUUAAUAGAAUCUUUGAGCUUUUUGAAGGGUAAUG